Penicillium mononematosum is the source of this 870-nucleotide messenger RNA. RefSeq lists its product as uncharacterized. Gene Ontology annotation, molecular function: oxidoreductase activity. NCBI's taxonomy places the organism in Eukaryota, Fungi, Ascomycota, Eurotiomycetes, Eurotiales, Aspergillaceae. The coding region runs from base 1 to 870 and encodes 289 amino acids. The record is from RefSeq and is a predicted model, not a curated record. The transcript has 4 exons.
AUGCUUGCAAACCCUGCAGCCCCUGCCACUGAGCAGGAUGUUGCAGUUGGACCUGAUGUCGAUGAGGAUUUGCUAAAUAGUCGAGUUGGCGUAUCAUGGCUUCAUCGAGCAUGCCGCAAGCGUGCUACUUGCGAACUGGACUACACACACUGUCCGCAUCAGGAUAACUCAGGAAGAAAUGUGCCAGGGACUUUCCAAGAAUACUGCCUAGCUGACGCCGAUUAUGUCUCCCGAAUCCCAGCAGAAGUUCCUGCGGCCCUCGCCGCACCUCUACUAUGCGGUGGAAUCACCAUGUACGGUGCGCUCUCACGCGCUGAGCUGCGCGCUGGCGACUUUGUGGUCAUCCCUGGAGCCGGUGGUGGCUUAGGUCAUUUAGGAGUACAGAUUGCGACGAGCAUGGGCUUACAAGUGAUCGCCAUCGACUCGGGGGACAAGGAAGACAUCUGUCGGGAUUCUGGGGCGCGCCACUUUUUCGAUUUUCGCCAAAGCGGUGCCUCUCUCGUCGACGAUGUGCGCGCUGCCGCGGGAGGCAUUGGGGCGCACGCCGUCAUCUGCAUUACCGGUGCGCCGUCGGCCUACGAUAGCGCUCUCGCAAUGCUGCGCAACCUGGGCAGGCUUGUCUGCGUAGGUAUUCCGCCAGCUGAAUACAGACUACAGCUCAACCCCUUUGAGGUACUCGUCCGCGGCUUACGGGUGAUUGGAUCGACCGUGGGCAACAGCGCUCAAAUGCCGUUGUUGAUGGAUCUCGUGCUGCAAGGAAAGGUGAGACCGCAUGUACAGACCUAUACUUUCCAGGAGCUGCGCGAUGUGAUGGACAAGUUAGAGCACGGGACGGUGGCAGGGAGGGCAGUUUUACGAAUCUCAGACUAG